UUAUCGUUCUUAAAUAGUUUUUCUUCUUUUCAGGUAUUAUUAGCAUACGUCCUCACAUAUCUUCACUAUGCAACAGCAGAAGAGACUGUUCUAUCAACAGUUUUAACUCCAGACGUUUCUAAAGACAAACUAAACCGACAGAGCAGGAGUUACUAUGACUACAGAUAUGGCGUCCCAAGACCCUACGACAGGCUAGAGUACGCCAGGUUCGAGUACGACAGGCCACGGUGCGGCCGGUGCGACGAGAGGAGGGACGACCGAGACGAUAGAGACGACGACUACGACAGACGCGACUCACGUGACCGAUACGAUGACGACAGACGCGGCCACAGACCAACCUACGGCAACAGGUACGACAAGAAGAACUACGAUAGCGAUGAAGAUCGAUACUCUGACCGAAAGAGUGGACAAAAGAACAGCACUGAAGAAGAAAAUGGAGAUAAGAACAAUUCUUACGACGACAAAGACAACAGGAAGGGUGGAAGUCGAAGAGGAGGAGAUCGAGACAGAGAUAGAGACCGUGAGAGGGACAGAGACCGCGAUAGGAAGAGGGGAGGAGAUCGGUAUGAUGACAGAGACCGCUAUAGGCCCGACUACUACGACAGAUUCUUACGUACUCCCUACAGAGAACGAGAUUAUUACGACGAUUUGUAUCGAGACAGAAGACCUCUGUACGAUAGGUAUUAUGGGUACGAUGAAGGGGCGAGCAGAUAUGACCCGUACGCGUACCCUGCGUAUCGGAGACCAGCAUACGAUGGUUAUGAUGACGGGUAUGGCGGUUACGGACCCAGUGCUGGCAGGGGACCGCAUGACAGUUUCAGGCCGUGGGACGAGACGUACCGUGGUCAGGCAGGGUGGGACGCGGGCGGCCGAGGAUACUACUUCGCGUCAGGGAGACCUGAUGCCGCAUCCUCAUGGGGACGCCCUGAAUAUGCUAGACCACAGGAGAGCGCUUACCAGGGCAAUGGCUACUCCUCUGGCUACGCUGGCUACCGCGACCCCUACGCGCAGGGAACCAGCGGCUACAGCCAAGGCGCCGGCUAUGGGCAAGCCGGGGCAAGUUAUGGGCAGGGUGGGGCAAGCUAUGGGCAGGGAGCUGGGUACGGCGGCCAGGCUGCGGCGUAUGGACAGAGCUUUGCUGGGUAUGGGCAGGGCAGCAGUGGAUAUGGCCAGGGAGGCGGGUGGCACAGUGUUGGGGAGAGGAGACCGUAUAGAGAUGAAAGCGGCGUUAAGAAGCUAGACAGCCGUGACCAGGGCUCCAGGAACCAGAACAGCUACGAGCAGACGAGCCGGCAGCCAGCCAGCUUCGGCCAGACCGCCAACUACCAGAGCGGGUACCAGGCGUACAGCAGCAGCACCACCCCGGCUACCAGCUACCUGUUCCAGAGGGAUGAUGAGCAGGUCACCAUCAAGGUCGAUGACACCACCAAACAGCCCUAGAUUACGUAUUGUAUUAUUUUACGGUUGACUUGUGUUCAGAACUUUAGAGGCUAUUCUAUAUAGAGGCUUGUCAGAUAGUUGAUAGAUGCCUACUAAUGCCAU
Molecule: messenger RNA, 1542 nt
Organism: Trichoplusia ni (cabbage looper)
Lineage: Eukaryota; Metazoa; Arthropoda; Insecta; Lepidoptera; Noctuidae
Product: translation initiation factor IF-2-like
Exons: 4
Source: RefSeq, a predicted model, not a curated record